Molecule: messenger RNA, 6977 nt
Organism: Silurus meridionalis
Lineage: Eukaryota; Metazoa; Chordata; Actinopteri; Siluriformes; Siluridae
Gene: dip2ca
Product: disco-interacting protein 2 homolog Ca
Exons: 39
Coding region: 297-5141 (1614 amino acids)
Source: RefSeq, a predicted model, not a curated record
AGGCUCGAGGCUUUGCGUCACGCGCGAAGGUGACGGUUGAGGAGGCAGGGAGACGCGCGCGCCGCUGACAGCCCACAACGCAGCUCGAGCCGUUACAGUGGAGAGUCACGCGCUCCGGUAUGGCGGCGUCUCAUUAAAGAUCCACAGCGACACACGGUGCAGACCUUCAGCUCCGAGACACACCGGAAUCCGUGAUUUAUCUCACCAGAGCGCGAGACACUGGUCAGAGAGAGGGAGAGGGAGGAGAGAGAGAGAGAGAGAGAGAGAGAGAGAGUUACUGAGAUUAAACACGGACAAUGGCGGAUCGUGAUGCUCUGCCGCUUCCUCUGGAGGUGAGGGCGAGACUGGCGGAACUGGAGCUCGAGCUGUCGGAAGGUGAUAUCACACAGAAAGGUUAUGAGAAGAAGAGGGCAAAACUGAUUGGUGCUUAUCUUCCACAGCCUCCAGGGCUGGACUUGUCGAUGGCACAUGAGCGCAGACCCCCCAUGGUUCCCUCUUCUGCCUCUCGGUACCACCGCAGACGUUCUUCAGGCACCCGAGACGAGCGUUACAGAUCAGACGUUCACACUGAAGCAGUUCAGGCUGCUCUCGCUAAACACAAAGAGAGGAAGGUGGCCGUUCCGAUGCCGUCCAAACGGCGCUCACUUGUGGUACAGACUUCCAUGGAUGCCUACACACCUCCAGGCCUCUCCCCGCUCUCGUCUCUGCCCCCGCUGACAGACACGUCGUCUGGCUCUGAUGAGGAGGGGCUUCAUGGUGAGGGCACGCCCACCUCCAGCCAGGGUAGUGCCAGCAUGGAGCACUGGAUCAGCCGUGCCAUCCAUCAUGGCUCCACCACCUCAUCCUCAUCCUCAUCCACGCAGAGUGGAGGAAGCGGUGCUGCCAGCCGUCUUGCAGAUGUCCUCGCCCAGACGCACAUGGGAAAAACAGGGCCAAUCUCUCACCUCUCUCUGAAGAGGAAAACUGUGCUCGCUGUAGCUGAGAACGGAAACUCACUGCGUCGCUCCUGUGAGUUCGGGUCUGAUCUCCUCUGGCCUCCACCUCUUGAGUCGGAUGAGAACCAUUCAGCACCUCCAGACAUCACUACUUACACCUCAGAACUCCCAGCACAGGUGGAGAGACCACAGGUGUCCACUGUUCCUCGCACCACCCAGAAGUACGGUAAUGCUGAGCUCAUGGAGACAGGAGACGGGGUCCCAGUCAGCAGUCGAGUCUCUGCCAAGAUCCAGCAGCUGGUAAACACUCUGAAGCAGCCGAGACGGCCUCCACUGCGUGAGUUCUUUGUUGAUGAUUUCGAGGAGCUCCUUGAAGUCCAGCAGCCUGACCCGAACCAGCCCCGGCCUGAGGGAGCGCAGAUGAUGACUAUGAGAGGAGAACAGCUUGGAGUGGUGACCAACUGGCCUCCGUCACUAGAGGCAGCACUGCAGCGAUGGGGAACCAUCUCCCCUAAAGCCCCCUGUCUCACCACCAUGGACACUAACGGCAAGCCCCUCUACGUCCUCACAUACGGGAAAUUGUGGUCACGCAGUAUCAAAGUUGCCUACAACAUCCUGCAUAAACUGGGGACCAAACAGGAGCCCAUGGUGCGGCCGGGAGACCGGGUAGCUCUAGUCUUCCCGAAUAAUGACCCGGCUGCGUUCAUGGUGGCGUUUUACGGCUGUUUGUUGGCUGAGGUUGUCCCGGUGCCAAUUGAGGUUCCACUGACUCGAAAGGACGCAGGAAGUCAGCAGAUCGGUUUCCUCCUCGGGAGUUGUGGUGUUACUGUGGCUCUGACCAGUGACGCCUGUCAUAAGGGGCUCCCCAAAGGCCCCACCGGAGAAAUCCCACAGUUCAAAGGUUGGCCGAAGCUGCUGUGGUUUGUCACAGAAUCAAAACACCUCUCUAAGCCUCCACGUGAUUGGUUCCCACAUAUCAAAGAUGCAAACAAUGAUACAGCCUACAUCGAGUAUAAGACCUGUAAGGAUGGCAGUGUAUUGGGUGUUACAGUGAUGAGGAUUGCUCUGCUCACACACUGCCAGGCUCUCACACAGUCCUGUGGCUACACAGAGGCGGAGACCAUAGUGAAUGUGUUAGACUUUAAGAAGGAUGUGGGUCUAUGGCAUGGCAUUCUGACAAGUGUUAUGAAUAUGAUGCAUGUGAUCAGUAUCCCAUACUCUCUGAUGAAGGUCAACCCAUUGUCCUGGAUCCAGAAAGUGUGUCAGUAUAAAGCUAAAGUUGCAUGUGUGAAGAGCAGAGAUAUGCACUGGGCUCUGGUGGCUCACAGAGAUCAGAGAGACAUUAAUCUGAGUUCACUGCGCAUGCUAGUGGUGGCUGAUGGAUCAAAUCCCUGGUCGAUCUCUUCAUGUGAUGCGUUCCUAAAUGUAUUCCAGAGUAAGGGUCUAAGGCCAGAGGUCAUCUGUCCAUGUGCUAGCUCACCUGAGGCUCUUACUGUUGCGAUCAGGAGACCUACAGAUGACAGCAGUCAGCCACCUGGUCGAGGGGUUUUGUCUAUGCAGGGUUUGAGCCACGGGGUUAUAAGAGUGGACACAGAAGAACGUCUUGCGGUUCUUACAGUACAGGAUGUGGGCACGGUCAUGCCAGGAGCAUUGAUGUGUGUUGUAAAACCAGAAGGAGUUCCACAGUUGUGUAGAACAGAUGAGAUUGGAGAGUUGUGUGUUUGCUCCAUUGCCACGGGAACGUCAUACUACGGUCUGUCAGGAAUGACGAAGAACACAUUUGAGGUUUUUCCUAUGAGCAGCUCAGGAGCCCUGAUCAGUGAAUAUCCGUUCACACGCAGUGGGCUGCUGGGCUUCGUGGGUCCUGGGGGUUUGGUCUUCAUUGCUGGAAAGAUGGAUGGCCUGAUGGUGGUCAGUGGGCGGAGACACAACGCUGAUGACAUUGUGGCCACAGCACUUGCUGUAGAACCCAUGAAGUUUGUGUACAGAGGCAGAAUAGCGGUGUUCUCUGUGACAGUUCUUCAUGAUGAGCGUAUCGUAGUGGUGGCAGAACAGAGACCCGACUCUACAGAGGAGGACAGUUUUCAGUGGAUGAGUCGAGUUCUACAGGCCAUCGACAGUAUCCAUAAUGUAGGUGUGUUCUGUUUGGCGUUGGUUCCUGCAAACACUCUGCCCAAGACCCCGCUGGGGGGAAUCCACCUGUCCGAAACCAAGCAGCUGUUUCUCGAAGGUUCUCUGCAUCCCUGUAAUGUUCUCAUGUGUCCUCACACCUGCGUCACCAACCUCCCCAAACCACGACAGAAACAACCAGAAAUUGGUCCUGCAUCAGUGAUGGUGGGGAAUCUGGUGUCAGGGAAGAGAAUCGCUCAAGCAAGUGGGAGAGACCUGGGACAGAUCGAAGACAAUGAUCAGUUCCUGUUCUUGUCUGAAGUGUUGCAGUGGCGAGCUCAGACCACCCCAGACCAUGUGCUCUUUACCCUGCUUAGCUCACGGGGGGCAGUUCUGAGCUCACUGACCUGUGUGCAGCUUCAUAAGCGUGCGGAGAAGAUUGCAGCAAUGCUGAUAGAGCGAGGACACCUGCAGGAUGGAGCUCACGUGGCUCUGGUUUUUCCACCAGGCAUUGACCUGAUCGCGGCAUUUUAUGGCUGUCUGUACGCUGGCUGUGUUCCCAUCACUGUGCGCCCACCGCACCCUCAGAACAUCGCCACCACGCUGCCCACCGUCAAGAUGAUUGUGGAGGUUAGUCGCUCAGCUUGUGUGAUGACUACGCUAGUGAUCAGUAAGCUGCUGAAGUCCAAGGAAGCGUCUGCUGCAGUGGAUAUCAGAGCGUGGCCUCUGGUCCUAGACACAGAUGAUCUGCCAAAGAAAAAGCCGCCUCAGCUGUACAAGCCCUCAAACCCGGACACACUGGCUUACCUGGACUUCAGUGUGUCCACCACAGGGAUGCUCGCUGGAGUAAAGAUGUCUCAUUCUGCCACCAGUGCCUUCUGCCGCUCAAUCAAGCUUCAGUGUGAGCUUUACCCUUCUCGUGAAGUGGCCAUCUGCCUCGACCCCUACUGCGGCCUGGGCUUCGUCCUCUGGUGCCUCUGCAGUGUGUACUCAGGGCACCAGUCCAUCCUGAUUCCACCAUCAGAGUUAGAAGUGAAUCCUGCUCUCUGGUUGCUGGCUGUCAGUCAGUUUCGCGUCAGAGACACGUUCUGCUCGUACUCUGUGAUGGAGCUGUGCACUAAAGGCCUCGGCCUGCAGACCGAGUCUCUGAAGUCCCGUGGGUUGGACCUGUCCCGUGUGAGGACGUGUGUGGUGGUGGCUGAGGAAAGACCACGCAUCGCUCUCACUCAGUCUUUCUCAAAACUGUUUAAAGAUCUUGGUCUUCAUCCACGUGCCGUCAGCACCUCCUUCGGCUGCAGAGUGAAUCUCGCAAUCUGCCUGCAGACUCACAGACUUGGAAAGAUUGAUCAGGGCACUUCUGGACCGGACCCAACAACUGUGUAUGUAGACAUGAGAGCACUCAGACAUGACAGAGUGCGUCUGGUUGAACGAGGUUCUCCACACAGUCUGCCGCUCAUGGAGUCUGGAAAGAUUUUACCUGGAGUACGCAUCAUAAUUGCUAAUCCUGAAACAAAGGGUCCAUUAGGAGAUUCUCAUCUUGGAGAGAUUUGGGUGCACAGCAUUCACAACGGGAGCGGUUACUUCACUGUGUACGGAGAUGAGACUCUGCAAUCUGACCACUUCAACUCACGCCUGAGCUUUGGAGACACGCAGACCGUGUGGGCAAGAACUGGAUACCUGGGGUUCCUGAGACGCACUGAGCUCACUGACGCCAGUGGAGAGAGACACGAUGCCCUGUAUGUGGUUGGAGCUUUGGAUGAGGCGAUGGAGCUCAGAGGGAUGAGGUAUCAUCCCAUCGACAUCGAAACCUCCGUCAUCCGCGCUCACAAAAGCAUUAUGGAAUGUGCUGUGUUCCCAUGGACUAACUUGUUAGUGGUGGUGGUGGAGUUGGAGGGCUCAGAGCAGGAGGCGUUAGAUUUGGUGCCAUUGGUGACGAAUGCGGUGUUGGAGGAACAUUACCUGAUUGUAGGCGUGGUCGUGGUGGUGGACAUCGGCGUCAUUCCCAUCAACUCUCGUGGAGAAAAACAGAGGAUGCACCUGCGUGAUGGCUUCCUGGCCGAUCAGCUUGACCCCAUUUAUGUGGCCUACAACAUGUAGCUGUGUGUCCGAGUGUAUUGCUGUGUGUCUGCUACUAAGUGGGCGGAGCUUCAGCACAAAAUAAAUAAUGACAUUAAAUUGACAAUGAAGAUCAAUGAGAGACACAGGAGCCCUAAAGGAGAUGCAGCAAAAUGGAGAAAAGUGGAGGACAGGUACAGGAUGGAUGCAGGACAGAUGAUUGGUUCGGAGUGGAGGAGAUCUGGAGGUGCUUUUGCUCGGCUGGAAAUUCGCUUUGUUUUUUUUUUGGUCCAAACUGAGUCACGACAUUUUUACCUUUUAUGAGAAUGGAGAUUUUAUGUUGACUGUGAGUUUGGAAUAUGUAUUUAGACACACCCACACACCCACACACACACCCACCCACACACACAUCACACCCACCCACACACACACACACGCAUGCAUACACACAACACACAUGCAAACACACGCACAACACACAUGCAUGCAUACACACACACACACACACCCACACACACACACACAACACACGCAUACACACAACACACACACGUGCACAAACACACAAAGUUAAGAAGAGGUACAACACCAGUCUUUGUAUGUAUGUGCAGCUUUUCCUCCAACAGUUUUAGUUCUACAGCUUAACUUUGUAAAUGUCCCACAGCAGAGAUUCAGUUGUUUAAUUUGGGUGUAAAAAGCCAAAUUAACUGUGUAAUUAAUGUACAGUAAAUAGUUCGUAUUUAUUUUGUUCAUUUUAAAAGCGAGAAGACAUGGGAAAAUGUUUUUCUCAUUAACAUUGCUAAUAUAAAUAAAGCUUUGUAUAAUCUUGAGUAACAUCAAGAAAAUGUACAAAUAUAAAUAAUAUAUAUAGAUCUAUAAAUAAAUAUAAAAUAUUUAUUAAAAUACCAUCUAAGAAACACCAAUGAUUUUGAUGCAGUACUUCUCAUUUGCAUGGCAUCUGUUGUAGACAGAAGUUUUAAGUUCUUUUACACACACACACACACACACACACACACACACACACACACACACAUUCAGCAAACACUGCAGCAUAACCUCGUGUUCUGAUUGUGUUUCAUUGCCUUGUUUGUGUUUAAGUUGCAUUUAAAAAAAAAAAAAAAAUUGUAACUUCAUUUAUUUAUUUAUUAACAGAUUUGUACAGAAGAGUUUUAGGGCCAUGUUGAGUUCUUCACACACACACACACACACACACACACACACACUCACACAAGCCUGAGGACUGGCUGCUCUGUGUGAUUUCAGAUUCAUGCAUCGACUCAGACGAGGAACUGUGAAGAGAAUAAUAACUGAAAUAUGAGAAACAAAAUACCAGGAAUAUACUGAAACUUCAGCCUCAGUGUGGAACUUUUAAAGCUUAUGAGUCUUUUCACAACCGCUGAUAAAUACAUUUAUAUCUUUUUGUCUCUAAUCACAUUAUCGUUCCUUUAUUUUUUAAUAAGCAUAAUUAUAAUUUGUACUGUGUGGGAAACGUUUACACUUCAUCACUGAGUGAAAGUUUAAUCUUUUUUUAUGAAGGAAUGAAGUCUUACAGUUUGUUCACGUUGUAAAACUAAAAUAUGGACAUUUCAGAAAGUGAAAAAAAGUAAAUGUGCACAUUACGGUUCCUCCUGUCACAUUAACGUUCCUCCUUUGUUGAAACGUGGGUUGACGUGAGCGAGUCUGCAUGGUGUGUGUACAUAUUGUUGUUUACCUAAAAAAAAAAACACAAAAAGACAAAAAAAGAUUUUUGUAUGGUGCAGGUGUGAUUCGAAUUGUUUUGUACACAUAAAUAAAAGUAUUAAAUGACACUUUUAUAGACGCCUGCUUUGGCCAAACUUCACAAGAUUAUGGUGCAAUAAAGUGCUUUAAUUGGUAAAA